CUGAGCCCGCCCGGCCCCCGCCCCGCCGUACCGCCAGAAUGGACUGCUGAAUUGAGAAUUAUUGCAGACCCAACAGUACAGCACUGCUCAUUGCUUCAUCUAUCACUAGUUAUUUAAAUUGGACUUUUAAUAUCCUGCCAGCUGCUGUUCACACACACAUGCUGCAUUGUUGCCAUUCUCAGAAUUGCAUCUUUGAAACCCAGGCCCUCAGUAACCUUCACUGAACAAAGAAGUGACCUCCUGCGUACAUUCAUAGAGGGAUUUUUUGGACUGUCUGCCCUCUAGCUUUUUUGUUAGUGCUGUGUUUCUGAGACACUAUGGAGCCCAGUAUGGAGUACUGCUUAGCGCAGGUGCUGCAGAAGGAUGUUGGGAAGAGACUUCAGGUUGGUCAGGAAUUGAUAGAUUACUUCUCAGAUAAACAGAAGUCAGCUGAUCUGGAACAUGAUCAGACGAUGCUGGAUAAAAUGGUCGAUGGACUGGCCACCUCUUGGGUGAAUUCCAGCAAUUAUAAGGUGGUGCUGCUGGGGAUCGACAUCAUCUCCGCACUGGUGUCCCGCCUGCAGGACCGCUUCAAGGCUCAGAUCGGCACAGUGCUGCCCAGCUUGCUGGAUAGGCUGGGGGAUUCCAAGGACUCUGUGCGGGAGCAGGAUCAGACCUUGCUGCUGAAAAUCAUGGAACAGGCUGCUAAUCCUCAGUACGUGUGGGAUAGGAUGUUAGGAGGAUUCAAACACAAGAAUUUCCGGACAAGAGAAGGGAUCUGUCUCUGCCUUAUUGCAACACUCAAUGCAUCUGGAGCUCAGAGUUUAACACUGAGUAAGAUAGUGCCGCAUAUAUGUAACUUACUUGGAGAUCCAAACAGCCAGGUUCGAGAUGCAGCAAUAAACAGCCUUGUGGAAAUCUACAGACAUGUUGGUGAACGUGUAAGGGCUGAUCUCAGUAAAAAAGGAUUACCCCAAUCCCGAUUGAAUGUAAUUUUCACGAAAUUUGACGAGGUCCAAAAAUCUGGAAACAUGAUCCAGAGCUCAAGUGAUAAAAAUUUUGAUGAUGAAGACUCUGUGGAUGGGAACAGACCUUCCUCAGCUAACUCCUCUACAUCAUCAAAGGCCCCUGCAAACUCACGUAGAGUUGGAAUGGGGACUACUCGCAGACUUGGGUCUGCAGCUCUGGGAUCCAAGUCCUCAAGCAAAGAGGGAGCAGGUGCUGUGGAUGAAGAAGACUUCAUUAAGGCAUUUGAAGAUGUCCCAACAGUUCAAAUUUAUUCUAGCCGGGAUCUUGAGGAAUCCAUAAACAAAAUAAGAGAGAUACUAUCUGAUGAUAAACAUGACUGGGAGCAGAGAGUAUCUGCUUUGAAAAAGAUCCGCUCCUUACUGUUGGCUGGAGCUGCAGAAUACGAUAACUUCUUCCAACACUUACGGCUCCUGGAUGGAGCAUUUAAAUUAUCUGCUAAAGACCUGCGAUCUCAGGUAGUGCGGGAAGCUUGUAUCACGCUGGGACAUUUAUCAUCAGUUCUGGGAAACAAGUUUGAUCAUGGGGCAGAAGCCAUUAUGCCAACAAUUUUUAAUCUAAUUCCAAAUAGUGCCAAAGUCAUGGCCACUUCUGGUGUUGUAGCAGUUAGAUUAAUCAUUCGACAUACACACAUCCCCCGACUAAUACCCAUCAUAACCAGCAAUUGUACCUCCAAGUCUGUUGCGGUUAGAAGGCGCUGUUUUGAAUUUUUAGACCUGCUGCUGCAGGAGUGGCAAACCCACUCCCUAGAAAGACACAUAUCAGUGUUAGCUGAAACAAUAAAGAAGGGAAUUCAUGAUGCAGACUCUGAAGCCAGGAUAGAAGCAAGAAAGUGUUACUGGGGUUUCCACAGUCACUUCAGCAGAGAGGCAGACCAUUUGUACCACACCUUGGAGUCCUCCUACCAGAAGGCCCUGCAGUCACAUUUGAAGAACUCUGACAGCAUUGUGUCCUUGCCACAGUCGGAUCGCUCCUCCUCCAGCUCCCAGGAGAGUCUCAACCGUCCACUGUCUGCCAAAAGAAGUCCUACUGGAAGUACUACAUCAAGAGCAUCUACAGUAAGUACAAAAUCUGUGUCAACACCAGGAUCUCUGCAGCGAUCCCGCAGUGACGUUGAUGUGAAUGCAGCAGCUAGUGCCAAGUCAAAAGUGACAUCUUCUGGAGCAUCCACCCCCUUCAGUUCUGCUGCAGCCCUGCCCCCAGGCUCAUAUGCAUCACUAGGUCGGAUUCGUACAAGGAGGCAGAGCUCUGGCAGUGCCACCAGCGUCACCUCAACACCUGCUGAUACCCGAGGCCGCAGCCGGGCUAAAGUGGUUUCCCAGUCCCAGCCUGGUAGUCGGUCUAGUUCUCCGGGUAAGCUGUUAGGAAGCACCUAUGGUGGCUUGAGCAGUGGAACAUCCAGAGUUCAACCUGUGCCAUCAUCUUCAGAGAAGCGCAGCAAGAUCCCCCGGAGCCAGGGAUGCAGUCGAGAGACGAGUCCCAACAGAAUAGGACUAGCACGGAGCAGUCGUAUCCCCCGACCCAGCAUGAGUCAGGGGUGCAGCCGUGAUACCAGCCGUGAGAGCAGUCGAGAUACAAGCCCUGCUCGGGGCUUUCCUCCACUUGCUUCUCGACGUCAUUCCAGGUCCACUAGUGCUCUCUCCACUGCUGAUUCUGUUGGGCAGUCAGGCAACCGGUUUGGACUCGGACAGUCAGGCAGGAUGCCUGCUUCUGUGAAUGCCAUGCGAGUCCUAAGCACAAGCACAGACCUGGAGGCCGCUGUGGCUGAUGCACUGCUGUUAGGAGACUCCAGGAGCAAGAAAAAGCCAGUGAGAAGAAGAUAUGAACCCUAUGGGAUGUACUCCGACGAUGACGCUAACAGUGAUGCAUCAAGCGCUUGCUCAGAGCGCUCCUAUGGUUCCAGGAAUGGAGGCAUUCCUCACUAUCUGCGGCAGACCGAAGAUGUGGCUGAGGUCCUGAACCACUGUGCCAGCUCCAACUGGUCUGAAAGGAAGGAGGGCCUCAUAGGUCUCCAGAACUUACUGAAAAGCCAGCGGACACUGAGCCGAGUGGAAUUAAAAAGGCUGUGUGAAAUAUUUACUCGCAUGUUUGCUGACCCUCACAGCAAGGUCUUCAGCAUGUUUCUGGAAACCCUGGUUGAUUUCAUCAUCAUUCACAAAGAUGACUUGCAGGAUUGGCUUUUUGUUCUCCUGACACAGUUGCUGAAGAAAAUGGGAGCAGAUUUGCUGGGGUCUGUGCAGGCGAAAGUUCAGAAAGCUCUGGAUGUCACCAGGGAUUCUUUUCCAUUUGAUCAACAAUUUAACAUUUUGAUGAGGUUUAUUGUGGAUCAGACGCAAACACCAAACCUCAAGGUGAAAGUAGCUAUCCUGAAAUAUAUUGAGUCCUUGGCAAGACAGAUGGAUCCGACGGACUUUGUGAACUCUAGUGAGACAAGACUUGCUGUGUCUAGAAUUAUAACUUGGACAACAGAACCAAAGAGCUCAGAUGUGAGAAAGGCAGCACAAAUAGUCCUGAUUUCUCUCUUUGAACUGAACACUCCCGAGUUUACCAUGCUACUUGGUGCCUUGCCAAAAACAUUCCAGGAUGGUGCUACCAAGCUCCUGCACAACCACCUCAAGAACUCCAGUAACACCAGUGUGGGUUCCCCCAGCAAUACUCUUGGUAGGACUCCUUCUCGGCACUCCAGCAGCAGAACCAGCCCCUUGACUUCACCUACCAACUGUUCCCAUGGUGGGCUGUCUCCAAGUAUGCUGGAUUAUGACACGGAGAACCUAAAUUCUGAUGAAAUCUACAGCUCUCUUCGUGGAGUCACAGAAGCAAUUGAAAAGUUUAGUUUUCGUAGUCAAGAGGACCUGAAUGAGCCAAUCAAACGUGAUGGGAAGAAAGACUGUGACAUGGUGUCUCGAGAUGGUGGCCUUGCAGUACCUACCAGUGAUGUCCGAGGAGGCAGUGAUACUGUAGAAGGAGGAAGGAUGGCUCUAGAUAACAAAACCUCCUUACUUAACACACAGCCACCCCGCGCCUUUUCAGGGCCACGAGCUCGAGAGUAUAACCCCUAUCCUUAUUCCGACACAAUUAACACUUAUGACAAGACUGCCCUCAAGGAAGCAGUUUUUGAUGAUGACAUGGAUCAGCUUCGGGAUGAAGUACCCAUUGACCAUUCAGAUUUGGUGGCUGACCUUCUGAAAGAGCUCUCUAAUCACAAUGAGCGGGUGGAGGAGCGGAAAGGAGCUCUCCUGGAGCUGCUGAAAAUCACAAGGGAGGAUAAUCUUGGAGUUUGGGAGGAACAUUUCAAAACCAUUCUGCUCUUGCUCCUGGAAACACUUGGAGACAAAGAUCACUCAAUACGAGCAUUGGCACUGCGAGUCCUUAGAGAAAUCCUACGGAAUCAGCCAGCAAGGUUCAAAAACUACGCAGAGUUGACCAUCAUGAAGACACUGGAAGCACACAAGGAUUCCCACAAGGAGGUCGUCAGAGCUGCUGAGGAAGCUGCUUCUACCCUGGCAAGCUCCAUCCAUCCUGAGCAAUGCAUCAAGGUGCUUUGCCCCAUCAUUCAGACAGCAGAUUAUCCAAUUAAUUUAGCUGCCAUCAAGAUGCAGACAAAGGUCAUUGAGAGGAUUUCCAAGGAAUCACUGCAUCAACUCCUUCCUGAUAUUAUUCCUGGAUUGUUACAGGGUUAUGAUAAUACAGAGAGCAGUGUCCGUAAAGCUAGUGUAUUUUGUCUGGUGGCAAUUUAUUCAGUAAUUGGUGAAGAACUGAAACCUCAUCUCGCACAACUCACAGGAAGCAAGAUGAAGCUACUAAACUUGUACAUAAAGAGGGCCCAAACUACCAACAGCAACAGCAGCUCCUCUUCAGAUGUUUCAACGCACAGUUAAUGGAGAUAUGUGGACAUAUGUGUAGACUUAGAAGCAAUCAACGGUGCCUCUCAGAGACCUUUCUGCUACUCUUCACUGGCGCACUUCAUCAGCUAAAGGAGGCCAUGCAGAUAUUUAUUGCAAUCAGUAUUCUAGUCCCUUAAAGCUUUCAUGUAAAACCUUACUGGUAUUGAAUGUAAAGGAAGCAAGGUCUGUGUUGCAGUCUUCAUUAAAAAUGAACAACAGAAAGCCAUACUUAAACAUAUUGUAUAGCCUGCUGAAAUCUUGGAAAUAUGUUUAGGUUAGCAUUCCAAAAGAGUCAAAAAACCUGGAUACGCGUAAAAGUUAAACAAAUCUUGGUUUAGUUCAUACCCAGUUUUGGUUUCUGUGCGCUAGUUACUGCUCUUUCCCUGUGGCCGCAGCCUUUCUGGCUAGGAUCUCCUCUUACAAGUCCUGUGGUCCUGUUUUGUACUUCCUAUCGCAGCUUGCCUAAUGUGCAGGGUUCUCUACGAGGAGAUCUUUGCUGAUGUGGCUGUGGUUCCAGCCUCUAAUGCUUUAAUACUGAGAUAUCAAGUGAGUAAUGAAAAAGUAGGUUCUUUUUAAAUAUCUGAGUUUUCUGUAUAUAGUUCUUCUGACAGACCUCUGAUGGCUGAUCUCUCUAACUGCUCUCCAGCCAGCUGUGCUUUGUAGAGCAACUGGGCUCUCGCUACCUUCGUUGACUGUAAAUAUUUCCCCUCUUCCAACCCAUUUGGCUCUUUCAUGUGCUCGAGACUCUUCAGGUUACUUGUUACUCCCCAAAGGGAACCUCAGAUGCUGUUCUGAGACUGGUGCCUGCAUUUGGACAUGAGCACAGUUGGUGUUGGAUUGGGCUUGGGUGCAUCCUUGGGUGGACAGUCAGAGCUGCCAAGGCUGUAUUGCAGUGCUGCCUUGUGAGGCUGGCUGAGUUCUUCCUGAAGUCUGUAGCGUCAAAGGAUUGAUCUGCCACUUUAACCGGGACCCAUCGAUGUUGGUGGUAAAUGGCUUUAUCCACACAAAUCCAGUGUGCUUUGGGCAGACUGUUCAUCCAAGAGGACAGAAAGGGAAUCUGAAGCUGGACAGAACAACCCUGUGGAAGCUAAGGGUUGGCUGGGAUAGUGCUGCUCACCUGCUGCUGUUCCUGUCUUGUGCCCGAAGAGCCUGCAGUGCUGUCUUCUGCCUUUAGAAGCCUCCUUCUUCCCACGCACAACCCUGCUGGGUGCUUUGCAUUUUGGAGGGAUGUGCUAGACUGUGACACAGACCAGGUAAGAGCCAAACCAGCAGCAGCAGGUACCCCAAAGCACCGUCCUGCUCCAAGCUUCUGUUGGCAGUGGCUGAGUGCCUGCUGCCUGUGACUGGGGGGAGCAGGAGGAUGCUUGUGCUGCGUUUGGCCCUAGGCUGGAUCCUGGCUGACAGACAGGCCCACCCCAACCUGCCAUGGAUGAGAACUGGGUUUUUUCCCCCAGUGACAGUGAUUGCAGGAGGGUGAUGGACCUGCAGUGUGUGUUCCCAGGCUGCUCUCAGUGCCUUGGUCUCUCUGCAGCCCCCUUCAUUUCCCCUUUGAGGAGCUGAAGGGACACCUUGGUAGCAGACUCAGUGGCAGCAUGUGAGCAUUGCCAGAACUGCAGCAGGGAAACACAGCAAAGAGGAUAAAGCCUUGCGGCCCUCCGUCUCCAUCAGUUUGUGCUCCUGUAGCUCAGCCCCAGCCAUGAGGAGCUGUGCUGGAAGGUGCUGACUGGUGCAGCUCCAGAAAAGCUGAGGUUUGUGGGGCUUUCCCAGCCUCUCACCUGGCUGCCGUGGGAGCAGAGGUGACCUGCUCCUUAUGUCAUUGGGAUGAGUCCAGGCUUGGGCUGGCUGCAGGGCUGAUCCCUUGUGCUCCCCAGUGCUGUGGCAGGAGGGGAGUGUCGUGGUCUGGUAGUGGGAUUCCUCCAGGCCCUCGCUGCUGGUUCAGAAGAGCCAUCCUUGCUUGGGAGAGGAUUGGCUGCUCCAUGGUUGGUGUCUCCCUGUCCGUGGACCAUUCCUUUUCAACACCUUUCAGUAUGCUUGUUAGAGUUUUGUGUGUUUGUUUUUUUUUUUUUUUAAUUUUUUGAAUGAUUCAAAUUAUUUUAGUUUAAUGUGAAUUUAUUUUCCCUUUUGAGGAAACAUUCAGCCACCUCGUUGGCAGCAGUUAGCUGUCUUGUUUGAAUUUUAGUAGUGGGUUUGGGGUUUUUUUUCCUUUUUUUUUUUUUUUUUUUUUUUUUCCAAUUUUUACUCUAACUGCUUACUAUUUAUGACUCUCUUUCUCCCCAUCUCAGUUCACCAUCUUCUGUUCCAGUCCUGGGGUUCAGCAGUCAGCAUAGCUGACCACAUGGCGCUUAGUUCCUCCCAGCUGUGAUGGAGCUUUUUGGGGGUUUUUUGUUUUGUUUUGUUUAGGUUUUUUUUGAAUGGCACACUGUAGCAAACCUCCAGGAAUUGAAUUCCUUCUCAAAUGAUUUUGUGUUUUAUAAAAUCCUGUUAGUAUGCACUGAGAGUGAACGCACUGUAAUGUCCCUGAACUGACCCUGGCGCCUGUGCUGACACUAAAGGAGUUAACAGCUCGUCCUAUGGGAAUAGGUGUGAAAUCUGCCAUGCUCUGUGGCUGCAGAGGUGAACGCCUGUUUCUCAGAUACCAUUGGCACACUUGGGGCUGCAAAAUAGUAGAACCAGGCCUUACUUUCGUAAUCAGAUGCCGUUCUGUUUGUCAACAGAUGCUCAUUGUGUUCCUUUCUUUCAUUACGUGAGUCAGUCGAGGACUGUUCAUCCUUUGAGUACUCUAGAAGUAUGUUAUACCUGUAUACAGUAGGGGGCAUUCUGCUUAGGUAUUUAUAAAACAUUGCGUAUAAUGUACAUAGUAGGGUCGUUUAGUAUGUUGAACAUGAUCUUUUUUUUUCCUUUGAAGUACUCAAAGGGCUAGCUCUGAAUGUCACCUCUCUGAUCUCAGCAUUCUGACUUCAAACAGCUGUACAAUCGUUUUGUUCUCUCUUCAGCAAGCAUAAAGGUCUCUCUGGCUACAGACCGCAGUGUCCACGCAUGUUUGCAGAGAACGAUCUGCAUGCGGGCAGUGCCUCACCGCACCGGUGAAGCUUGUGUUCACCCUCUCCCAGCAGUAGCCAUCUACUGCAGCUGCCUUUUUUUCCUUGCUGCCCAUUAUGCAGGGCUUCAACUUUUCAUACUUUAAAAAAAAAAAAAAAAAAAGUGUUUUUCUUUUUUCCUUGCCCACCAUGCUUUAAGUCUAAAUGGGAGAGAACUCAGCAGACAGCGAGCGGCUCCUGGCUGCAAGGUUGCAGAGAUAUCUCAGAUGCGGAUGUGUUUUUCUGCCAUUGGCUGCGCCGGUGCUCUGUGGGCAUGGGCGAAUAUGGAUCCAUCUGCCCCCUGGUCUGCGUACUGUAGUUCUCAUGUAGUGCAGAAUUAUCGAGGCAUGUGGCUUUCUUAAGGUACACUAUGUGUGCUUGCCUGGAUUACAAUACGAGACUGUCUUUUUUUAUCGCUUACUACUAGCUUUCCAAUAACCUCUAUAAGUAACCUAACUCACAUCUUUGUCAUCCGAACCUUUUCUCCCCACCCCUUUAUUUAUCAAGCAUAAUAUUACAUGCUAAGGGACAGGAAAAUAGACCUUUGUAGAAUACAGCAGAACAAUGUUGCUAACAAUGUUUGAAAUGGGAAUUAAAACCUCUCUAAAAACGCCAGCCUUGAGAAAUGACUUUGUUGGCACCGUGUUCAUGCGCAUGUAUUUUUUUCUAUUUUUUCCGCUUUUGUCAUGUUUCAUCCAUAUCUGUAUUUAUAUCUUGUUUGUUUCACUUUUGAGUGUAUCAUGGCAAUUGUACAGAUGUUUUUUGUUAACAUUUACGUGAUAGAAUUUGCUAAAAAAAAAAAAAUAAAAUAAAAUAAAACCUUUUGAGUUUGCCCUAGA
This is a messenger RNA of Lagopus leucura (white-tailed ptarmigan), 8805 nucleotides long. It is a transcript of the gene CLASP1, whose product is annotated as cytoplasmic linker associated protein 1. Lineage: Eukaryota; Metazoa; Chordata; Aves; Galliformes; Phasianidae. Gene Ontology annotation, molecular function: kinetochore binding; microtubule binding. The record is from RefSeq and is a predicted model, not a curated record. The transcript is spliced from 40 exons. Bases 318 to 4883 code for a protein of 1521 amino acids. Gene Ontology annotation, cellular component: spindle microtubule; mitotic spindle; cytoplasmic microtubule. Gene Ontology annotation, biological process: mitotic spindle assembly.